Prorocentrum cordatum is the source of this 1640-nucleotide messenger RNA. NCBI's taxonomy places the organism in Eukaryota, Dinophyceae, Prorocentrales, Prorocentraceae. The record is from the annotation of a GenBank genome assembly.
CCCAAGACGGCCCCAAGAUGCGCCCAAGAGGGGGUCCGCAACCAUUUUGGCUCAAGGUCCCAGCGCGUUGUUCCGAUAAUCUACCAGUUUCGAGCGAUCCGCGCUCCUUUGACUACAGACUACAGCUGAGUCUACAUGGCCAAGUCAAAGUUCAUGAUUGCGUUUGUGUUCUUGCUCAUGGGUGGUGUCAGCAGCAGCAGUAUCGGCGGCAAGUCUUUGAUACGCAAGGCGGAACGUACUUCGGAGACACGCGUCGAAGUCGACCCUCACGGCGCGAUGAUGGCCGAGGGAAGGGAGAUGGUGCAUGACGACGAAGAGUCCCUUGUGGAUGCGAGCGUGCAUGAAGACUCGAUGGAAGGCGACGAAGAAACAGAAGACGCAUUCGAUGACGAUGCGUCGGACGAUGGUGACGAUCCAGAAGAUGGUCAACCGGAGGAGCAGGAGCUGGACCAGGAGCCAGACCCAGAGGAGCAGGAGGAGUCCGGGGAGAAUGAGACAGCAGGUAGCAUGCUUGACCAGGCGUCCGCCUCCAACAGCUCUGGGCCAGUGAACUGCGUAUGGGGCUCCUGGGGCAGCUGGACGAGCUGCACAUACCCGUACGGGAACCGCCGCCGCAGCUGGCACACGUACACGAAGGAUGACCCAUACUGGAGCCACUGGUCGCGCCGCCGCGGAUGGCAUUACUAUCAGCUGGCAAAGUGCCAGGGGACACGGGUCAGGACGCGCACCCAAACCACUGAGGCUUCGAACGGAGGCAAGUGCGACGGCGAGUUUUUAGGCAUGGGCACCUGCACGCAGGCUCGCCGUCGCCGCCUCGGCUGCCCUCAGACGCGUCGCCGUCGCCGCGAUCUCGACUGAGACUUCGGAACAUGGGUCCGACAGCUGUUCUUCUUGGCAUCGCGCAGUUCUGAGUAGUAUAUAUUCUGGAUGGAUGCUCGAGUGGUUCCCGUGUCGCACGGUCAAAGAACUUUUCGCGUCUCUGUAUGUUCCCCUUCUUCUGGACGACCCUCCUUUCCUCCUUGGCCUGAGAACCCUGCGCGGGGGCUGCAAUUCGUUUACUGACUGGCCUGUCCCGCUGGAUAGUUCUAGGCCCAGCUCUCUUGCCACAUAGAAGAUUGAGCCGAGAAGGAUUCGCAGGAGACGAGGAGGAGGAAGCAGUGCCUCUCCAGUGGCAGCAGCGCCGAGCACGCCAUGAACUAGGAGGACCACACAGCAGACCCUCGGGCACGCCAUGAGCGCUGUCAUCUCUCAAAGGGGACGCCAACGGUCCAGACCCUCCUCCUCCUCCUCCUCCUCUUCCUCCUCCUCCUCCUGCGGAGUGUCAGGCAGAAGAUGCUGCAGGUGGUUGCCGCUGCCUUCCGUGCUCGGUGCGACCCUCGAGGUCGCCCGUGUGCGAGGGCGGCCGGCACACUGCGACCUUGUUGUCAGCAGUAGCGUCAGCCUUGGUUCCCUCCUCCGCUUCUCCUGCUAAUGGUCACUCCCUCCGCGUCUCGGCACGUCACGAUCGCAGCGCAGAUGUAGUCGAUCGUUUGAAUUAUGCCUGCUGCUAUCUAUUCUAGGUAAGAAUCGCCACGAUCAACUUUUCGAGCUAUCGCGUCCACGGAGGGGGAACCCGCGCGGGAGCUGGCGGGGAGGCAAGG